UUAGAGAAAUUGUUUCGGUUUGGCUGGCUAGCCUCACCAAUAGGUUUGGUUCUGUUGUUGUUUAUAGCCUUGGAUUGUGUCUGUGCCUCUUAUGUGUUUGUGUUUAUGUCUCUGUGACUCUCUGUAAGCAACUCAAAAAGUUGUGUCUCUUUCUUUCUUCUUUCUAUUUCCUUUCAUGAAAACUCAGAAUGAAGCAAGAGGUUACUGUGAUUGAGUGAGCCAGAAGAACAAAUCCAAUUCUUAGGUCCCUUUUCAGUGUUUUCUUUUGUUGGUUUUUCUGAUUUAUUUUCUUCUUCAUCUCAACGUGUUUUGAGGAAAGUGGCUUUGAGUUCUUGCUCUGAAUGCUCCUGCAUGGUCAAAACGUGAUCGAAUUUGGAAACCUCAUGUGCAACCGCUUUGUUCUCUGUUAGAGUAGGGGAAGCUGAAGUUCCUAUCUUUGUUGGGGGUUCGAAGAUUCUAAGCUAAGAACUUUGGAAUCAAUCAAAAUCCCUCAGCUGCAAAUUUUCACCCUCCAAACUUGUCUGCUGCUAAGAAAGUCAUUUUUCCACAGCAUUCACCGAAGGAUAGAAUCAGAAUCGGAAUCAGAAUCAGAACCAGAAAUAGCAGAACCACCAUACCAAAAAAACUUCAACUUUUUGUGCUCCCCUGUUUCUACACUCUGUUUUUCUGCCAAGCCAAGAAAUGAAGGAAGCUGAGAAGAGCUUGGAUCCGCAGCUAUGGCAUGCUUGCGCCGGUGGCAUGGUUCAGAUGCCUCCGGUGAACUCCAAAGUCUUCUACUUUCCACAAGGGCAUGCCGAGCAUGCACAAACUAACGUUGAUCUGGCAGCUCCCCUGAGGGUUCCUUCCUUCAUCCUCUGCCGCGUGGCGCAGGUGAAAUUCCUUGCUGACCCUGAAACCGAUGAAGUCUUUACAAGGAUAAGCUUGGUUCCCCUGAGGAAUUCAGAGCUUGAUUCUGAUGAUGGCGGUGUCCUUGAUGCCAAUGCUUUGGAGAAUUCAGAAAAGCCUGCUUCUUUUGCAAAGACCUUAACUCAAUCCGAUGCAAACAAUGGUGGGGGGUUCUCUGUUCCAAGGUACUGUGCAGAAACAAUCUUCCCCCGACUCGAUUACUCCGCAGAGCCGCCGGUUCAGACCGUGAUCGCCAAGGAUGUUCAUGGUGAAGUUUGGAAGUUCAGGCACAUAUAUAGGGGCACACCGAGGAGGCACUUGCUCACAACAGGGUGGAGCAGUUUUGUCAACCAGAAGAAACUGGUUGCAGGGGAUUCAAUUGUGUUCCUGAGGGCCGAAAAUGGUGAUCUCUGUGUUGGGAUUAGGCGUGCCAAGAGGGGAACAGGUGGAGGAUCGGAGGCGCCAUCGGGAUGGAGCUCCGGGAAUGGAAGUUGUGGUCUUGGCUCUUAUGGAGCAUUCUCUGCCUUCUUGAGAGAGGAGACCAAGCUGUUGAGGAAUGGUUGUGGGAAUUCGAGUCCCGGUGGCGGCGGCGGCGGCGGCGGCGGUUUGAAUGGAAAAGCUAAAGUAAGUCCUGAAUCCGUGAGGGAAGCUAUAACACUGGCUGCUAGCAAUCAGCCAUUUGAAGUUGUUUAUUAUCCAAGGGCAAGCACACCGGAGUUUUGCAUCAAGGCUUCGGCUGUGAGGGCAGCAAUGAGGAUACAAUGGAGCACUGGGAUGAGGUUCAAGAUGGCCUUUGAGACUGAGGAUUCUUCUAGGAUCAGCUGGUUCAUGGGGACCAUUGCUUCUGUUCAGGUUGUUGAUCCUAUCCGCUGGCCUAAUUCCCCUUGGAGACUUCUUCAGGUUACUUGGGAUGAGCCAGAUUUGUUACAUAAUGUGAAGCGUGUAAGCCCAUGGUUGGUUGAAUUGGUAUCAAGCAUGCCAGCCAUCAAUCUAUCGCCCUUCUCUCCGCCAAGGAAGAAACUCCGGUUUCCACAACACCCCGACUUCCCCCUCGACGUUCAAUUUCCUAUACCGUCGUUUUCAGGCAACCCCCUAGGGCCUCAUAGCAGCCCCUUGUGUUGUCCAUCUGAUAAUGCUCCUGCAGGCAUACAGGGAGCCAGGCAUGCUCAAAUUGGAAUAUCUCUUUCAGAUCUCUACCUUAACAACAAACUGCAGUUGGGGGUGAUUCCGGCCGCGAAUGUCCAGCGACUGGAUUUGCAUUCGGGGUUUCCCAGUGGCGGCAACUUCACUGGCCAUGACAAGAGUAAAGAAAGCUUGUCAUGCUUGCUAACCAUGGGAAAUUCUCACAAUAAGAGUUUGGAGAAGUCUGAUAAUGUUAAGAGACACCAAUUUUUGCUUUUUGGUCAACCAAUACUCACUGAGCAACAAAUCUCCAGAAGGCCUUCUUCUUCUGGUGGUGAUGAUGAUGUGUUGCCUCAGAAUGGUACCAAGAAAACUUCAAUAGAUGAGAAUGAGAACAAAGACAAAGAGAAGUGGUUUUUCAAUGACUCUCAAUCUCCUCUUUCACAACAAUUUUCACCUGGUAAAUCAAAAUCAUCUUGUAGCACAGAGUUAUCUUGGCAAAUUGGGUUGGAUACUGGUCAUUGCAAGGUGUUCAUGGAGUCAGAAGAUGUUGGAAGGACACUUGACCUGUCACGUCUUAGCUCCUAUGAUGAACUGUAUAGGAGACUCAGCAACAUGUUUGGAAUCGAAAGAUCCGAGUUGUUGAGUCAUGUACUCUACCGUGAUGCAACUGGUGCUGUCAAGCAAACUGGUGAAGAACCCUUCAGUGACUUCAUGAAGACAGCAAAAAGAUUGACAAUUCUGACGGAUCCAAGCAACAAGGAUGCAAGGAGGGCAUGGAUUACAGGUACUCGGAAUGGUGAACAUGGAUUGGAUGCAUCAAACAAGACAGGUCCUCUUAGCAUAUUUGCUUGAUAAUAACAUGGUGUUGCUGUCUCACUAUAAUGAGAUUUAAUACCCUCUUUUUUUGUAUUUGACAAGUUGAAUUGAAGAACGAACUUUCAUAUAGAGGGGGCUCCAAUUAUGAACUGAGCCAUUUUUAAAUUCA
This is a messenger RNA of Arachis stenosperma, 2995 nucleotides long. RefSeq names its product auxin response factor 18-like. Bases 682 to 2862 code for a protein of 726 amino acids. Gene Ontology annotation, molecular function: DNA binding; protein binding. The transcript is spliced from 5 exons. NCBI's taxonomy places the organism in Eukaryota, Viridiplantae, Streptophyta, Magnoliopsida, Fabales, Fabaceae. Gene Ontology annotation, cellular component: nucleus. The record is from RefSeq and is a predicted model, not a curated record. Gene Ontology annotation, biological process: response to hormone; regulation of DNA-templated transcription.